Messenger RNA from Lathyrus sativus (Indian pea), 951 nucleotides. The record is from the annotation of a GenBank genome assembly. NCBI's taxonomy places the organism in Eukaryota, Viridiplantae, Streptophyta, Magnoliopsida, Fabales, Fabaceae.
AUGACAAAUAAGGCUAGAGUUGAAGGUUCCAUAUGCACCAAUUAUAUACAUCGUGAGACAAAUUACUUUUGUUCUCAUUAUUUCAACUCAUUAGGUUUGUUGCCAAACAUAAAUAUUUGUAACAAUCCUCGUUUAGACCAUGAUGACAUCCUACCUACAAUGUCCCUCCUAGAAAGUGGUGGUCGACCAAGUGGGAAGUCUGGAAAACAUUAUCUAUCAGAUAAGGAAUGGAAGUCUUCACAUGUACAUGUCUUGAUAAAUUGUGAUGAGGUCAAACCAUAUCUUGACAUAUUCUUAAAGAGUCAUUCUAUAAGUAUAGAAGAUUCAUCUGGACAAAUACAUACAGAGUUUCCCAUAUGGUUGAAGAAAUAUGUAAAUGAGAAGACAAAUGGAGUUACCAACAAAGACAUAAUUGCCUUAUCACACAGUCCUUCAUCAUUGGCAAUCUCUUGGAACAUGUACUUUGUAAAUGGGUAUAAGUUUCAUACCGAAGAAUGGAGUAAAGGUAAAAAAAAAACUGUCAAUUGUGGUGUCCACGUGAAAGGUCUCGCUGAAGGAGGAAAAGAUGAUUUUUAUGGCAUAAUCAAACAUAUCUAUGAACUAGAUUACUUUGGUUUGAAGGAGAAGAUUCCACUUUUUUAUUGUGAAUGGUUUGACCCAACAAAGAACACAGGAACAAAGGUUCACCCACAAUAUAAAAUUGUUGAUAUUAAGAUGGAUAAGCGUUAUCGUCCUUAUGAUCCUUUCAUCCUUGCGCAAAAUGCAAGACAAGUGUAUUAUGUCCCAUAUCCAGAAAUGUGUAGAGAUGUGCGUGGAUGGUGUGCGACAAUCACCACAAAACCAAGGGGUCAUGUGAUGAUUGAUAACAUAGAGGAUGAAAUGCCAUAUCAGUCGUUCUACCCACUAUCGAAAUUGAAUCAAUAUCUUGUUUGCGUGACGACACACAAGUAG